Molecule: messenger RNA, 2442 nt
Organism: Spodoptera exigua (beet armyworm)
Lineage: Eukaryota; Metazoa; Arthropoda; Insecta; Lepidoptera; Noctuidae
Source: the annotation of a GenBank genome assembly
AUGGACAAUUCCCAAAGCUCUGACUUUUUAUCUGAAAGCACUGAUAUAUUUUGUAAUAGUCCUGAAGAUUGUGUGGACACGGCAAGUUAUGAAGCUUUGGUUUUACAAACAAAAUCGGCAUUUUCCAGUAGUAAAACUGAAAUAAAGAAAUCAACUUUUUCUGUUUACUUUUCGAAACUUAUUGAUGACUGCAGUACUUGUGUUUCUCAGAGUUUGGACCUCAUCACACAACUCUUAGCCAACACAAAUAUAAAACAGAAUCAAUUAAAGGAGUAUAUGAAUGAUGCAGUCUGUCUCCUACAACUGCUGUCAGAUCUUAUAAAGCAGGUCAUUGAGACUAUGUCCAUGUCAUGCUGUGCUAUGAAAAGUUUCCCCACUGCUACUGGUCGCAUAAUUUUAUUGGUUUUCACACAUUGUAGGGAUAGUGAAUCCAUCUAUGGCAGUCAGUUAAACUGUGUAGAAAAACAAUUGAAGGAUUUAUUCAGAACUUGCCAUGAACUACAGCUGACAUAUUUAAUGGUUUUUGAGAAACAUUUCAUAUUUGAUUUAACUGAAAGAGAAGAAAGACAAAUACUUAUUGAAGCAUUAGACAUCAACCUGAAGAUAGGUGAAAUAGUUGAGAGUCUUGAUGUGAAGACUAUGGCAGAACAGUGGAAGGCAUACACUGUGAUAUGUGACAAAUAUUCCAACUGUUUGAUGGAUAAGAAGAUCUAUAGUAAUUGCAGCAAGAUACUAACUGCAAUGGUAGCUAAUAAUAUGAAAAUAGCCUUGGAGGAAAAUCAAGAAGAAAAGGUAGUGAUACGGUCCCUGAAAGUAAGCAGUUUCAUGCUAAAGAUACUGUUGAGAGUGUGCAAUACUUUCAGGCAUGCAGUUAUGAAGGAUUAUUCACCUAUUGUUGAACUUUUGCUAUAUAUUCACAUGAACAAUGAGGCUUAUCUGCAAACAAUGCGUGGGAAAUCUGUGCAGUUUGUUACUCUAGUCAACAAUAACGUGACUACUCCAGCGCAGCUACUGCUAGCUGAAUUGAUAAUGGAUGACAAAUUAUUGCAAGCAAUCUAUAACUACAAUGUCAAUGAAAUAAGAAAAGAUGAUAAGCUACUUGGCCUCAUACUUUUAACAUUGUCAGUAAUGAAGAUAGUGGUCCAAAAAAGUGGAGACCAGACCCUUCAAGUUCCAAAACAUAAGCUGGUUAAUCUUGUCUACAAUUUUUUACCUUAUUGUCAUAUCUGGUUCAAUAUUGGACUUAAGUUCAAAUGUGAGAAGGCAAGUCGUCACAUUCAAACAUACGGCUUAUAUGAACACUUACUUACGCAUAUGGUUGCAUUAGCCGCUACCAUGAACAAUGAAGAAAUUAAUUUAUUGGAAAAGAGAAUGCUUGAAGCUCUGCUUAGCACUGAAAGUUACAGUGCUAUGUUUUCUGCUAAUCUAUGGGCGCUGUUGGCCAGGAUGACAAGCAGACAAUACCUAUUAACACAAGUAACAACAUUAUGCAAAAUCUAUCAAAAGUUAGAAAAUAAUCGUCAAUUUGUAGAUUCGCCACAAAAAGUCCACUUGACUCAUACAUUGACGAGGUUAUUUGAAACGAUGCAUAAUGAAGAUAAAAUUAAAGUGUAUCACAUGUUCCCUAUAAAGGAAGAUAGGAAUAUAAGUUUGUGGGUCUGUCUCAAACUGAAUAAUUUGUCCAGUGAUACGCAAAUGGAUAGUGAAAUGGUUGUCAUGGAGAAAUUACAAAUGGAAAUGCAAAGGCUUGCUAGUCAUGAAUAUUGUUCAAGUAUUUACGAAUUGGUUCUGCACACAAUAUCUAGCAUUGUUCAAUCAGGGUGUAAAGAAUUGAAACUGCUAUUGAUUAAUAUUCUAUGCAAAUUAGCUAAUUUCGAAGCGCACGACAUGAAUAAAACUGCCGUAGAUUCAUUACUUACACGAGCAUUUAUUGAUUUAUUGCAAGAGACUGAUGUUAUUGUGAAGAAUAAAUUAUUCAAUAUGAUGAGGAUACAUAGGAGUGUAAGAUUGGAUCAAAUAGUUUGUAAGGUAGUCAAAGAAGAUAAUUUAUUGAGAGAAACUUGGAGCUGCUUUGUAAGACGAGGGAGGAUAAAGAAUGAAGACAUUAAUACGAAGGAACAUUUACUAUUAACGAUGGAUUAUAAAUACUCCCACAAGUGUAUUGAAGACUCUAAUUUGAGGGAUUCCGGCUCCGUGAAAAUGCAGAAGUCGUUAAGCAAUAAUUUCGAUCUUGUUGAUAUGGACUCGCUGUUUGACGCCGAAAGCGACACAGAGCCCGCGUGCAAAAAAGCAAAACUAAACACCAAUGAAGUGGAACAAAUUAUUUGCAGGCUGGAAACAGACGCAUCUCUGCUUUGUAAGAUAAAAGAGAACAUUUUCACUAAUGAGUACUUGAAUAGAAUUAAAAAUGUAUGCAACAAGUUAAACAAUAUACUGGAGUGA